Molecule: messenger RNA, 885 nt
Organism: Silurus meridionalis
Lineage: Eukaryota; Metazoa; Chordata; Actinopteri; Siluriformes; Siluridae
Gene: tmem243a
Product: transmembrane protein 243, mitochondrial a
Exons: 4
Coding region: 2-358 (118 amino acids)
Source: RefSeq, a predicted model, not a curated record
AAUGGAUGAACACAUCAGACGCAGCUAUGGCACAGAAAUGUCGGAUAGCAGGCUACUGUUUGGAGAAACAUCUACCUGGAAUCGAAUCGUUUACCUUGCAGUUGGUGGAUUUACAUCUGUUUUUGUGAUAAUAACCAUCAUCAGUUCGUUCGUGUUUCCAACACCUGCUCCAAACGCUUUGAACGUCUUCUUCGGCAUCUGCAUCAUCAUGAUCUGCUCCUCAGUGCUGGUUCUGAUAUUUUGGUAUCGGCAAGGUGACCUGGAGCCCAGAUUCAAGCACCUCAUCUAUUACACCAUAGCCUCAAUUAUCCUGCUUUGUUUAUGUGCAAACCUUUACUUCCAUGAUGUUGGGAGAUAAGCAUUGUUCAUACACCUUACACUACAACAAAUCUUUACAAUGUUUUCCUCAUGUACUAAAACAUGAUCACAAGCAAAUAUAUGAUUAUAUAAUUUGUCAUGUAAGUGAGUAGAGAAAAUCACACAUGUACUGAAACCUUUGUCUUUAAUGUAUUGAAUAAAUAAUGCUGUUUGACCCAUUCAAAUAAACAUAUUUGUGUAUAGGGAGAAAUAUAUAUGCACACCUGUCAUUGUCAAACUACGAAGUCUACCAGGAAAAAUUAUAAAUAAAAAAGAAGAACCUUGAGUACACAAGUGGAGAAAUAAAAAAAUAAAAAAUUACAGAUGCUUUCAAAUAAAUGUACUGUAUGAUGCAAUUAAGCAAUUAACAUGAUGUCAUAGUCUUUGGAAUGUAUAAAAAUGCUGGGCAAGCCCACUUGACCAACUGGAACAAAAAAUAAAUCUAACGCACUUUACAAUGGGGUUCAUUAUUGGGGCAUUGAUGCAGGGGAGUGGUAGCUCCAGUGGUUAAGGUGCCGGGUUACUGAU